AUGUUCGAAAAUCAAUUGGCAAAUGGUCGAAAACGUGCCCGUACUAUGGAAUAUAUUGAUAGUCAAGUCGAUAUUAAGGAUGAUGAACCUAAUGAAGCAAAUGCUCAUAUUGGUCAACAUAUUCAUGCUCAAUUCGAUGUUUCCAUGCCAUUAAUUGACGAAAUAAAUUCGAACGAAUCUACAUUCGAACGGAUUCUUCAACCUAUUCCAUUAAUUCCAAAAUUAAAACAAAGAGACAGUGAACGUUCAUAUCUUCAAAGACAAAUGAGUGAUAUUAGUUUAAAUCGUUUUAUGAAUGAUGCAAAUAAGACAACAACAGAAUUGAAAGGUCGUGAUCAUAUAAUUCGUGUUAUGAAAACCACAAACAAUAAACCAGUUAUGGACUUUAAAAAUCAUAAAUUUAUACAAGAAAUGAUUGCUAAACGACAAGAAAAACAAGAAGCUAAUAAGCCAAUAUCGGAUUUUGCAUUAAAAUAUGGCUUGAUUGAUAAUAAUGGGAAAAAAUCUAAAAGUCGAAAAACAUCUGACCUAAUUAUUGAUAUGGAACAACAAUUAGAAAGUUUAAAACCAACAUUAAAAAAACGACAAAUGAUCGAUACUAAAAGUCCAUUAUUAAGAGUGGUCAAAUUAGAAUCAAUAUGUAAUCAAUUACUUUGUUAUUGUCAAUAUGUAACUGAUCGAGAAGAUCUCGUACUUUUUCUUGAUCCGAAUGAUGAACAAUCAAAAAAUUUAGCAAUUAAUGAUGAAAUUCGUAUUGCAGGAGAAUCACGAUUACAUAUGAAUUUACCAGAAUUAGGUUCAGUUGUAUUAGGUGUAACUGAUGUAAGAAAAGAAUCAAUUAAUGCUAAUGAAGAAGAUACUCCAAUGGCAGCAAUUCAUACUUAUGAUUUUAAUUGUUCAUGUAAUAAAUGUACUUUGGGUAAUCAGAUCAAUCAAGAUUUAACACCAACAUUUGAUCUUCUCUCUACAUUUCCUAAUGAUGCUAAACAUCAAGAACAAACUCAUUCUGUUGAAACAAUUUAUGAUUCAUUUACAUUAGCUUUAAUGUCUAAACGAAAGUUUGAUCUUCGUGCAACAAUAAUAAUAUAUGAUCCUGAUAAGAUUAAUAAUCGUUAUAUAUUUAUUGUUCGUGAUGGUAUUGGCAAUUGUCUUCAAAUAAUAUUAACUGAUAUUAAUGGAUUUGAUAUUGAACUUAAAACAAGAAAUUAUAUAUUUCAUCAAAUAGAAUUUAUUGAAAGAAUUGAAUCACCAAAAGAAUCGAAUCGAUGGCCAUAUGAAGACUAUUUACCACCAAAAAAACUUUUUUGUUUCAGAUCGAUUCAUAAUCAAGUGUCUAUACUGUGA
Rotaria sp. Silwood1 is the source of this 1344-nucleotide messenger RNA. The record is from the annotation of a GenBank genome assembly. NCBI's taxonomy places the organism in Eukaryota, Metazoa, Rotifera, Eurotatoria, Philodinida, Philodinidae.